CACAGUAACUCUCGAUCGCCUUUCAUGAUUCAAGUGGUUGAAGAUGGACCAGCUGUUAACAGGGAUAACGCAGUCCAGUGUAUAAAUUGGAAUUGGACCAUGUGGAGUUAUCCUUUCGGUUGAUUAAUCUCAAGAUAUCCUAUCACAGAGUCUGCUCGAGAUCUUCUUGUCCACCGUCGUUGUUGUUUCUUUCUUGAUACUCUCUUCAAAAAUAUAAAAAAGAAAGAGAGAGAGAACGAAUAACUCUAUAAAAGUAAUACUGCUUUGAUGUCCUCGUUGUUGAGUCUGUCCUCUCCAUAAAGUUUUACCCUCAGCCAGUAUCAUAAGAGACAACCUGACCAGAAUCAAUCCUGUUCUGGACGACCCGCUUGGCUAGUUUAGCUUCCAUGGAUGAUCGCGGGCAUAUGGAAUUGGUGUGGGAAAAUGGUCAGGUUCUUAUGCGAGAAUUGCCCAGUACUAGUAGCUCAUGCACCAGUUACACUCCUCAUCCUAUAAAAAAUGUUAGUGAAGUCGAGAAUAAUAGUGAUGGCUACACUACAAAGAGGCCAAGGUUAGGAACUGGGGAUUCUAUCUUGGGCGACUUUCCUUUGAUAGAUGAUAGAGAACUCGCCAAGCGUGACAAAUCUUCGCAAGACGAUCACCAUCCUGAGUUAUUCUCUGAAUUAUGUGAAACUAAUCUCAAUAUGCUCUUGGAAAAUAAUGAAAAUAACAUUUAUGAGAAGAAUAUCACGGACGCCCAUGUUGUUCCGGGGUAUAAAGAUGCAAAUUGGCGACCGGGGAAUGCGUCCGAGUUUCCAGCUGAAGUUCCUCAGCUUACAACAGCUAGUAAUGGUCAGCUAUAUCAGUCUUUCUUGGAGCAACACAAAGCUUCAGCUCCACUAUUCCAUGGAUUGCCCAAUUCAAAGCUGCAGCAGGUGGAUUCUGGAUCUGACAACCACUCGAGGUUGCAGAACUUGUCCCACAUUUUAAGGCCAGCUCUUCCUAAACCUAAUCACGGCAGUAAUGCAACAAGACCGACAAGCGGUCCUGGAUCAUCAAGACUCCAGCAACUGAAAAGCAACACUGACGAGCCUCCAGCAGGUUGUAGAAAUCUUGUUGAGUCGGGACAGAUGGUGCCGACUUAUGCUUCAAAAGUUUUUAAAUAUUUCAAUGACCAACAAUAUCUAUUGGCAAGUCAGAUAGUUCCUAUGGGACCAAUUGACAGGUCUGCAGAAGCGUCACCCCCAGAUGAGCUAUCUGAAGCUGUUCUCCAUAACUAUGCCACUACCAGUAAGAGGUGCUGCGAUCGGGUUUUCGGUUCAACCUCAGGCUCCGCGGAAAAAACAAUAAAGGGGAAGCCUGAUAGAGGAAAAUCUAUAGAUCAACUGACUGCAACUAGUUCAAUAUGCUCACGAGGAGCUUCAAAUGAUCCAACAUCUUCUCUAGAAAGGCAAUAUGAAGACACAGAGGGGACAGCGUAUUCAAGCGAUGAUCUUGAGGAAGAAGAACAAGUACCUACUCGAGGGAGUGCAGGUUCCAAGAGAAGGCGAGCAACAGAAAUCCAUAAUCUGUCUGAAAGGAAGAGAAGAGAUAAGAUCAACAAGAAGAUGCGUGCAUUACAAGAUCUAAUACCCAAUUCAAAUAAGGUGGAUAAAGCUUCUAUGCUUGGUGAGGCAAUAGACUACCUAAAAUCCCUUCAGCUUCAAGUACAGAUGAUGUCGAUGGGAACUAGGCUUUGUAUGCCUCUAAUGAUGUUACCAACAGGAAUGCAACAUAUACAUGCACCACUAUUAGCUCAAUUUUCUCCUAUGGGUGUGGGGAUGGAUACGAGAUUAAUGCAAAUGGGUGUUGGAUGCAGUCCAGCAACAUUCCCAGCUUCAGGCAUGUUUAGGCUACCAGCUGGUCAGAUGCUACCCAUGUCGGUAUCACAAGCGCCAUUCUUUCCUUUGAACAUCGGAGGGCAUUCCACACACUCAUCUGUUCCGAUGCCGGCCAUGUCUGGAGUGGCCAGUACUCCUCUGGAAUUUAUGCGCUCAGCUGUCUUUCCAAGUUCAAAGGAUAUUAUUCACGCCAAUACAUCAGCUCGCAAAUGAUAAGCAAUGGAGGCGUAGCUUCUAGCUAGUUUGGAUUGUACAAGCAUCGAGUCCAGGCUUGACGUGCUUUCAGUUUCAUUAUUGGAGGAAAUGAAUUAAUGGCAUCAACUGUGAAUUAACAUAUACAUCUUUAUAGUUCCAAA
Populus nigra (black poplar) is the source of this 2215-nucleotide messenger RNA. RefSeq names its product transcription factor PIF3-like. Gene Ontology annotation, molecular function: protein dimerization activity; DNA-binding transcription factor activity. NCBI's taxonomy places the organism in Eukaryota, Viridiplantae, Streptophyta, Magnoliopsida, Malpighiales, Salicaceae. The transcript is spliced from 6 exons. The record is from RefSeq and is a predicted model, not a curated record. Gene Ontology annotation, biological process: regulation of DNA-templated transcription. The coding region runs from base 387 to 2072 and encodes 561 amino acids.